Molecule: messenger RNA, 7140 nt
Organism: Chelmon rostratus (copperband butterflyfish)
Lineage: Eukaryota; Metazoa; Chordata; Actinopteri; Chaetodontiformes; Chaetodontidae
Product: protein unc-13 homolog B-like
Exons: 41
Coding region: 198-4988 (1596 amino acids)
Biological process (GO): dense core granule priming; neuromuscular junction development; synaptic vesicle priming
Cellular component (GO): neuromuscular junction; synaptic vesicle membrane; presynaptic membrane
Molecular function (GO): syntaxin-1 binding; calmodulin binding; diacylglycerol binding
Source: RefSeq, a predicted model, not a curated record
AAUGGCGUGGCCGUGGCGGGGGCCCGCCGCUCUCUGCCCGAGUCCAGCAUCAGAAAACCACCUGUGAACAUCGACUCGGAGCUCAGAGGCGGUUUGAAAAGAAGUUUCACGGACGUUACGAUGAUCCCGGACAGAGUAAAUCUCCGCUGAGAGCCUACUCUACAAACUGUGUGAAACUACUGGACUGUCGCUUUGCCAUGUCGUUACUGUGUGUCAGAGUGAAAAAAGCCAAGCUGCAAGGACCUCCAGACAAAUUCAACACCUAUGUGACACUGAAGGUGCAGAAUGUUAAAAGCACAACUAUCACUGUGCGGGGGGACCAGCCCUGCUGGGAACAGGAUUUCAUGUUUGAGAUCAACCGGCUGGACCUUGGCCUCAUCGUUGAGGUGUGGAACAAAGGCCUCAUCUGGGACACCAUGGUCGGGACAGCCUGGAUUCCUUUAAAGAGUAUCCAGCAAUCGGAGGAGGAGGGCUCGGGCGACUGGAUCUUUCUAGACGCAGAGGUCUUGAUGAAGGCGGAUGAGAUAUAUGGCACCAAGAACCCUACACCCCAUCGAGUCCUUCUGGAUACUCGCUUCGAGCUGCCUUUUGACAUCCCAGAUGAUGAGGCACAGUACUGGACAGGCAAGCUGGAACGCAUCAAUACCAUGACAAUCGAUGAUGAGUACCCUCUUCAGGAUGACGUUCAGAGUCGCCCACUGCCAUUUGCUGCUUCCCAGUGCUCUCUGGAUGACCAGGACAGCGCUGUGGACGACCGCGACAGUGACUACCGCAGCGAGACGAGUAACAGUCUGCCUCCACGUUACCACACAACAGCUCAGCCUAACUCUUCCAUGCACCAGUAUCCCAUGGGACCCCGGCAGCAGCACCACCCAGACUCCUGCACAGACUCUGUCCACAGUUUUGACCUAGACUACAGGGACCAGAGAGGAACAAGUCCAGUGGAAAGUAGUCGCUUUGGGUCAUCGGGAAAUCUGAGCCAGACCAGCUCCCAGCUUAGUGAGACUGGCCAGGAGAGCACUGGAGGGUCAGAACUGGAGGAGUCCUUCCACUCCUAUCACAGUACUGGCUUUCACCCCACUGCCAGUGGGCAGCCUCGCACCAAUGGACAUCUUCCCAGCAAUGGACACUCUACUGUUGGUGAACAUGAGAUACAUAGGCUGUCCCCUGAACGAGGCCUGAAAAAUGACACUCCAGCAGAGAGAGGGUCCUCUAAACUCCUGAGGUUCCAUGAUGAUGGGCCGCCAUUACCGUUUUCCCCAUCCAGAGUACGUUGGUUGAAGGCCAUCAAUAAAGUCAGAGUUCAGCUCCGGGAGGUUCGAGAUGAAGAACCCAGUGCUAGACAGGCCUGGGUCAAACCAGGUGGCGGAUCUGGUCUGUAUGGAAUUGACAGCAUGCCAGACCUGCGUAAAAAGAAGCCUAUCCCCUUGGUCAGCGAUGUGGCUAUGUCCCUCGUCCAAGCCAGGAAGGCGGGGAUCGCGUCUGCCAUGGCUGCACGGUCCUCAAUCAAGGAUGAGGAGCUGAAAAACCAUGUGUACAAGAAGACCCUGCAAGCGCUCAUCUACCCCAUAUCCUGCACUACACCACAUAACUUUGAGGUGUGGACUGCCACUACACCUACAUACUGCUAUGAAUGUGAGGGGCUGCUGUGGGGAAUAGCCCGCCAAGGCAUGCGUUGCUCCGAGUGUGGGGUCAAGUGCCAUGAGAAGUGCCAAGAGCUGCUGAAUGCUGACUGUCUACAGCGUGCUGCAGAGAAGAGCUCUAAGCACGGAGCUGAAGACCGGACUCAGAAUAUUAUCAUGGCCAUGAAGGACAGGAUGAAGAUCAGGGAAAGGAACAAACCAGAAAUAUUUGAGCUUAUCAGGGAAGUGUAUGUCAUCAGCAAAGCCAUCCAUGCGCAGCAGAUGAAGACCAUCAAGCAGAGCGUACUGGAUGGCACCUCAAAGUGGUCAGCCAAGAUCACCAUCACAGUCGUUUGUGCCCAAGGACUUCAGGCGAAGGACAAGACAGGAUCCAGUGAUCCAUACGUCACCGUUCAGGUGGGCAAAACCAAGAAGAGGACCAAGACCAUUUAUGGCAACCUCAAUCCUGUCUGGGAGGAGAAGUACCACUUUGAGUGCCACAAUUCCUCAGACCGAAUUAAAGUACGUGUGUGGGAUGAGGAUGAUGAUAUCAAGUCAAGGGUGAAGCAGCGUCUCAAGAGGGAAUCUGAUGAUUUCCUGGGCCAGAGUAUAAUUGAAGUUCGAACGCUGAGUGGAGAAAUGGACGUCUGGUACAACCUGGAGAAGAGGACAGACAAGUCAGCUGUGUCAGGUGCCAUUCGCCUCCAAAUCAACGUGGAGAUCAAAGGAGAGGAGAAAGUGGCUCCAUAUCACGUGCAGUACACCUGUUUGCAUGAGAACCUGUUCCACCACUCGACCGAUGUGCUGGGCCAAGGUGUGGUGAAAAUCCCCGAAGCACGUGGAGACGAUGCAUGGAAAGUUUACUUCGAUGAUGUGGCACAGGAAAUAGUGGACGAGUUUGCCAUGCGCUAUGGCAUUGAGUCAAUCUACCAGGCCAUGACGCACUUCGCCUGUCUGUCGUCCAAGUACAUGUGUCCCGGGGUUCCUGCUGUGAUGAGCACCCUGCUGGCCAAUAUCAAUGCCUUCUACGCCCACACAACCGCCUCCACCAAUGUGUCCGCCUCUGACCGUUUUGCUGCCUCCAAUUUUGGGAAAGAACGCUUUGUCAAGCUUUUAGACCAGCUACACAACUCCUUGCGCAUUGACCUCUCAACCUACAGGAACCACUUUCCUGCCAGUAGUAAGGAUCGCCUGCAGGAUUUGAAAUCCACUGUGGACCUUCUAACCAGCAUUACCUUCUUCAGGAUGAAGGUCCAGGAGCUACAGUCUCCGCCAAGAGCCAGCCAGGUGGUGAGGGACUGUGUCAAGGCCUGCCUCAACUCUACAUAUGACUACAUCUUCAAUAACUGCCACGAGCUGUACAGCAGACAGUACCAGCCUGUUGACACUAACAAGGAGGAGCUCCCGCUGGAGGAGCAGGGUCCGAGCAUCAAGAACUUGGACUUCUGGCCCAAACUCAUCAUGCUCAUUGUCUCCAUUAUUGAGGAGGACAGGAACUCCUACACACCUGUGCUCAACCAAUUCCCUCAAGAACUGAGCGUAGGGAAAGUGUCGGCAGAGGUCAUGUGGACCUUGUUUGCUCAAGACAUGAAGUAUGCAAUGGAGGAGCAUGAGAAGCACAGGCUGUGUAAGAGCACCGAUUACAUGAACCUGCACUUCAAGGUCAAGUGGCUCUACAAUGAAUAUGUCAAGGAGCUGCCAAACUUUAAGGGUGUUGUUCCCGACUACCCAUCGUGGUUCCUACAAUUUGUGCUGCAGUGGUUGGAAGAAAAUGAGGAUGUAUCUAUGGAGUUUAUGCAUGGAGCCCUAGAGAGAGACAAAAAAGAUGGAUUCCAGCAGACGUCUGAGCAUGCUCUGUUCUCCUGCUCUGUGGUGGACAUCUUCACUCAGCUCAACCAGAGCUUCGAGAUCAUCAAGAAACUGGAAUGUCCCGACCCGAACGUCAUGGCUCACUACAGCCGCCGCUUCUCCAAGACAAUUGCCAAAGUUCUUCUGCAAUACAGUGCCAUUCUGAGCAAGAGUUUCCCUUCUUAUAUUGACAAGGAGAAGAUUCCAUGUGUCCUGAUGAAUAAUGUGCAGCAGCUGAGAAUCCAGCUGGAGAAGAUGUUUGAGUCGAUGGGCGCCAAACAGAUGGACACUGAGGCCAGUGAUUUACUGAACGACCUGCAGGUGAAGCUGAACAAUGCGCUGGAUGAGCUCAGCAGGACAUUUGGGAACAGUUUCCAGAGCCGCAUCAAUGAUUGCAUGCGACAGAUGGCGUCUCUGCUGUACCAGAUCAAAGGACCACUCAACGCUAGCAACAAAAACCAGGUGGAGGCCGACUCUGACAACAUGCUACGGCCGCUCAUGGAUUUCCUGGAUGGAAAGCUGACACUGUUCGCCACCGUGUGUGAGAAGACUGUGCUGAAGCGUGUGCUGAAGGAGCUGUGGAGGAUCGUUAUGAGCAGCCUGGAGAAGACCAUCGUCCUCCCGCAGGGGAACGAUACCUUUGGAGCACAGAUUCUCUCAGCUGCGAAAGAACUGGGUCAGCUCUCCAAGCUCAAGGAUCACAUGGCAGGGGAGGCUAAAAGCCUGUCUCCCAGGCAGUGUGCUGUCAUGGAUGUGGCACUGGACACGAUCAAGCAAUACUUCCAUGCAGGAGGCAACGGGCUGAAGAAGGCGUUCCUGGAGAAGAGUCCGGAGCUGUCCUCACUACGCCACGCUCUGUCCCUCUACACUCAGACUACAGACACACUCAUCAAGACCUUUGUGACCACCCAGCAUGCACAAGUGCACAAUGGAAAGGGUAUUAGGUUAACUCCCAAUGAAAAAAUACAGCCCAGCAGGGGUUCAGGCGUGGACAAGCCGAUAGGUGAGGUGUCCGUCCAGAUCGAGCUGCACACUCAUCCUGGGAACGGGGAGCGCAAAGUGACCGUCAAAGUUGUGGGAGCCAGUGAUUUGAAAUGGCAGACGUCCGGCAUGUUCCGACCUUUCGUGGAGAUCACCAUGAUCGGGCCUCACCUCAGCGACAAGAAACGCAAAUUCCAGACUAAAUCCAAGAAUAACAGCUGGUCUCCAAAGUUCAACGAGAGCUUCAAUUUUGCUCUGGGUAACCAGGACGGCUUCGAGUGCUACGAGCUGCAGGUGUGCGUCAAAGACUACUGUUUUGGCCGCGCCGACAGAGUGGUCGGCUUGGCCGUGAUACAGCUGAGAGACAUCACGGGGAGGGGCAACUGCGCGUGCUGGUGCCCGCUGGGUCAGCGCAUCCACAUGGACGACACAGGCCUCACCGCCAUGCGGAUCCUCUCCCAGCGCUCCAACGAUGACGUGGCCAAGGAGUUCGUGAGGCUGAAGUCAGAGACCCGUUCGGCCGAGGAGGGCAGAUGAGGAGAGCUGGAGAGAGAGGGAGGGACACGGGAAGGAUGGAAGGCUUCCGAAUUUCACAAUAAGAGAAGGAUCUCAUGCAGCAGUCUUGUCAAAAAGCAGGGAAUUAUUUUCCGUAGAUGGCCAUGUGAGCUGUAACUCAGACCUUUGAUGUGUCUUAGCUGCUCUUGACUGUUUGGCCAAGCUCACCGACACACUGUCACAUUCACACUCUGGGUAUUCUGGAUAAACAUGUUCCUCAAACACUCACGUUAUUUACCGAGCUACUCAACAGCACACAGCACACCGGCUCACUCAACCUUCACGCUCACCAGCUGUUUCUCUCGGCAGUGGCCACUUACUCAGUCAUUUAAGCUUUUUUUGUUUUGUUUGUUUUAAACCCCUCUCCUCAUCAGUUCGCACGCCACAGCCUCAAGGGAACAGACGAUGCGAAGGCCCCGCUGGAGGGCCCAGACGGGUUCCCACACCUCCCCUGUGUUGUUGUGCAAUAACCCCACCUAAACCCUUCAAACCGUAGCCGUGUGUUUGAUGCCUUACAAACUGUGAAUGUUUGAAGUUAAAAAAAAAAAAUGUCUUUUGAAUGCCCUGUUCUGUAGCUCCACUGUGAUGGUUUGAGUAAAUGUGAAAUACUGCUCGUUUAUCAUAAAGGGGUCUUUUGUUUAAUGAAUGAAUGACCGGUUGCUAGGAGACAGUCCCAGCUGAGGUUGUCAGUUAUUGAAUGGAGUGCAAGUGAAGCUGAUGAUGUAAAGUCAAUCUUGUACAGUGUCAAGAGAAGGUACUUAAAUAAGCUCUCAGAGGAUUGUUCAGUUAACUGUGUGCCUUGACUUGUUUCCAUUCCUGUUUCCCCAGGAAAGACAUCAGUGAUGAUCAGUAAAUAGGAAAAUGGUAAAAUGAACAACGGUGUGAUUUAAAUCAAAACCUCAUGAAAAAUAAGACCCAACAUGUGAACAUUCACUCCGGCCAUAUUUAUUUAGAAGCGUCGGCUCCAUUAACAGCUCUCGGCUCAUGCUGUAGACGCGAUGGUGCAGCCGUUUUAUUUAUUUUUUAUACAUAUUUAUUUCUGUCUGUGCUUUUCAAAGCCGGUGAUUAAGACGAUCGUCUGCUGGGAGCAGACGGUGUGUUUGAGAAUUUGCACAGCAGUUGCCGCUGCAGCGUAAACUGUAGCUCAGCUGAUGAGAACCCUCAGAAUAAAGUGGCGAAAUGACUAACAAAGCUGGCGACCUAUAAUAGAGAACUCUCUGUUAUUGUUCAUUAAUGAUAAAGAAAUGUUAUGUUGAACUUCGGGGCAACAACUUUUUUCUUCCAAAAAGGAUAUCUGAACAUUUGAACACGAGCUCCUCAGCUGCUGAGGUGAUCAGGAGUGUAGAAUCACUUAUGGUUUACAUUUAUCUUCCGGCUCUGUUUUCUUCUACUCUUCCUAUGAGUGGCCUUACUUUGAAGAAAAAACAAAACACAUGUAUCUUUUUAACAUUUUUUUCUUUUUUUUUAAUCCUCAUAUUUCCUUUGGCUCUCAGGAAUGAGGACUGGCCACUGCUUUGCCCAUAAUGAAUUCAAAUAAGUUUUCCACAUCUGUGUUAUUUAUCGUUUUGUCCUUUUUAUCUUUGACGAUAUCUAGGCUGGAGUUUCUUGCAGUCCGUUAUAUUCUGUUCUGUUCCUCUAUUUUGUAAAAGUUCAUCCUGAAUCCUCUUUAAUAGUUUUGGAACGCUGUCAAUCACUGUAUUGAAAGAAAUGUGCAAUGUGUGCCAGUGAAUAACUGAUGGAAGAAUAUUAAAAUGUUACACGUAAUAAAGGAUGGACAUUUGCUAUGAAGUGUGUGCACAGCUUUGAACCGAUCACACCCUAUAGGAACCACAAAUUCGCAUUCCUUUUUUUACGCCUCAUUAUACUUUGUGAAUAAUUUCUGUUUCAUAGCCAUUCUGUAAUAUUCAUGUUCCUUGUGCCAAGUUGCAAGUGUUCACUUUUUUAUUUUUGUGUUUUCUAAAUUUGGCAACCCUUGCACUACUACUAAGUCACUGCAAUAGUUAACAAGUACAGUAUGAGUCACAGUAACUGUAUUUUUGUGGUGUUUUCUUUGUAUUGUCACUACUCUGAAAUGUUGUUGUCGCCAUGUAAACAAUCCGAUUAUGAAUUUUGUAUAAAGUAUUUGAGAAGUAUC